This is a messenger RNA of Portunus trituberculatus (swimming crab), 1348 nucleotides long. Its product is annotated as tRNA-uridine aminocarboxypropyltransferase 1-like. NCBI's taxonomy places the organism in Eukaryota, Metazoa, Arthropoda, Malacostraca, Decapoda, Portunidae. The coding region runs from base 151 to 1080 and encodes 309 amino acids. The transcript is spliced from 6 exons. Gene Ontology annotation, cellular component: nucleus. The record is from RefSeq and is a predicted model, not a curated record. Gene Ontology annotation, molecular function: tRNA-uridine aminocarboxypropyltransferase activity. Gene Ontology annotation, biological process: tRNA modification.
ACCUUUAUUUCUAGAGUGUCGUGCAUAAGUGCCGCGGUGGAGGAGUGUGGUGACGAGACAGUAGCGGUGGAAAGCAGGGCAGGAGAAAGAAGACAUCAGCCAGCUUCAGCACUCCGUCCCGCCAUCAACAGUGGCUGUGAGGAGGUGACCAUGAGUGCUGAAGGGGACACAGAGCCACCUGAGAGGAGUGACACAAGCCAGGAAAAGGAGGACCCUCAGAGUAGCCCAGAUGUGUGUGAGCAGAAGCGUGACAGCCUACAGAUCUGUGCUGCAGUUGCCCCCAGCAGCAAGCAGAGUGUGGUGGACCUACGCAAGCUAAACACAGAGGAGCUGCGACUUAUCAAGCCCUCAGACAACACUGUCAACCCCUUUGCCGACAUGAAGAUCCGAGACUCAAGCUUCCUCGAUGAGAUUGACGACCGCAGCAACUGUGCCAAGUGUAGCAAGUCCAGGAAAUAUUUCUGCUACACCUGCUACGUGCCACUGCCCUGCAUAGCAGAACGCAUCCCUACACUGCAGUUGCCCUUCAAGAUUGACAUCAUCAAGCAUCCCCGUGAAAUUGCCGGCAAGAGCACCGCUGUGCACGCUGCCGUGCUGUGCCCCGAGGACGUCACCAUAUACACUCACCCCGCCCUGCCAGACUACUCCACCCACCCCAAUGAUGUGGUGCUCAUAUUCCCAGAGAAGGGAGCGGUGGGGGUGAAGGAGCUGUUGCGUCCUCUUGGUCCACCAUCCCUGAAGCGCCCUCGGCCACACCUGCCGUUCUCCAAGGUGGUGUUCAUAGACUGUACCUGGAACCAGACUCGGAGGAUCUACUGCGACGAGAGAAUCAGAGGUCUGCGCUGCGUUGAGUUGGACCAGCAUGAGACACUCUUCUGGCGGUACCAGCGAGGGAAGCCCAAGACUUACCUGGCCACCAUAGAGGCAAUAUACUACUUCCUGGUGGAGGUUCACAACACUACCGCCACCAUGCCUUACCAGGGAGAGUACGAUGACCUUCUCUUCUUCUUCAAGUUUAUGUAUGAGAAGAUCCACUCUCAGUACGACCCCGACUGCUUAAGAGCGUACAAGGAUCUCUGAGGAUGAUUUUUGUAGUAUGGGAGGGUUAAAGGGUUGUAUUUUAUAUAGGGGGGGGAAAGAUUGGGAGGGAGGGGACAGUAGCAAAAAAAAAAAAAAAAAAAACCUGCAAAUAGCUAAAAAAAAACUGGGAGGGGAGGGUGGAACAGUAGCAAAAAAAAAAAAAAAUCCCUGCAAAUAGCUGAAAACCUGUAUUAAGUCGAAAAUACUCCGAAGAGUCUCCGGAGAUAAGGCAGAUGUAUAUUGAAACUAAGAUUAUGUGAACAGUCUC